Messenger RNA from Caenorhabditis briggsae, 459 nucleotides. NCBI's taxonomy places the organism in Eukaryota, Metazoa, Nematoda, Chromadorea, Rhabditida, Rhabditidae. The coding region runs from base 1 to 459 and encodes 152 amino acids. The record is from RefSeq and is a predicted model, not a curated record. The transcript is spliced from 4 exons.
AUGGACUCAACCUUGAGCGAUCCUCCACCAUCCUACGAUGAAGCCUGGGAACGUUAUCUCUUCACGAAAACCAACUUCUUCAUUUUCUGGUGUCUUCUAAUGCUGAACAUCUUCACUGCUUUCUAUGAAUUGGGCGCCUUCCAUAUCGUGGUUUAUGUGAUACUCUGUGGAGUUUACAUUGCCUUGAUUUCCGCGACUCUACUUCGAAUGCACCUUAUACUUUCUGUUCUAUUCUUGGCCCUAAUCACCACUAUGAUCACUGUAACCGGCAUCAUAACCGUCGAGUAUGUGCUAGAGGAGGAUCUGAAGCCCUUCACCGUAACCCUUCUCAUUGGUUCAAUUUUCAUGCUCCUGGUUCAAUACUGGAUUCUCAGAAUUUUGGACAAGCACAUGGAGAUUCGAGAGUACCUUGAGGACAUUGAACGCUUGCUCGAAGCUGGAGGAAUCCAAGUCAUGUGA